AUCCAACUAAACCAUGGGUUCCCUAAAAUUUCCCAAGCUUCUUGUAGUAGACUUCACAAAUGAGAACCUAAAGCCUAGUUCAAGUUCUUGGUCCUCCACAUGUAAUGAUAUUAGGGUUGCCCUUGAAAACCAUGGCUGUUUUAUAGCCCUUUAUGAUGGGGUUUCCUCCAAUCUUCAGGAAUCUGUGUUUCUUGCUGCAGACGAGUUGUUCGAUCUCCCGAUCGAAACCAAAAUAAAAAAUAUAGUGGCAAAGCCGUACCAUGGAUAUGUAGGCCAAAUGCCGAUUGUUCCGCUUCAUGAAGGUUUAGGGAUUGACUACGCUACAGACCUUAGUGGUGCUCAAAGUUUCACGGAUCUCAUGUGGCCAAACGGAAAUCACUCCUUCUGUGAAACCUCAAUGUUGUUUUCAAGGGCAGUGGCUAAACUUGAUCAUAUGGUAAUAAGGAUGUUGUUUGAAAGCUAUGGUAUGGAGAAGAAGGAUAGUGACUCUCAUAUCGACUCUACGACCUAUCUUCUCCGGUAUCUGAAAUACAGAGCACCGGAGAUGAACGAGACCACGAUGGCUUUUCCGUCUCAUACGGAUAAAAGUUUCUUGACCAUACUUCACCAGAAUCAGGUUUCGGGGUUGGAAAUAAGAGCAAGAAACGAGGAAUGGAUUUCUGUAGAAUUCCCUCCUUCGUCGUUCGUGGUCAUGGCGGGGGAUGCCUGCAAGGCUUGGAGUAACAACAGGGUGCUUUCACCAAACCACAAAGUGACCAUGGACAACGAGGGUAAAGAAACAAGAUAUACUAUCGCAUUGUUUUCGUUCUUGAGUAAGCCGGUGAAAGUACCCGAUGAAUUUGUGGACAACGAGCACCCCUUACAAUUCAAGCCAUUUGAUCAUGUCGAUCUCUUGAAUUUCUACGUUACGGAAAAUGGCAGGAAAUCACAAGACAUUCUCAAAGACUUCUGUGGUGUCUAGGUUUCUAUAUGUUGCAUAUGUUUGAUGUUUGAGAAGGAGUGAUGUUGUUUUUCCUGUAUUCUGGUUUACAAAUGUAUUUCCUUGUGUACACAAGUUUCUCAGCCUUCAUUUGAAAUAGUUGGUGCAUUUUGUCU
Cynara cardunculus var. scolymus (artichoke) is the source of this 1095-nucleotide messenger RNA. RefSeq names its product probable 2-oxoglutarate-dependent dioxygenase AOP1. The transcript has 3 exons. Gene Ontology annotation, molecular function: dioxygenase activity. The coding region runs from base 14 to 961 and encodes 315 amino acids. The record is from RefSeq and is a predicted model, not a curated record. NCBI's taxonomy places the organism in Eukaryota, Viridiplantae, Streptophyta, Magnoliopsida, Asterales, Asteraceae.